UGGGGGCGGGGCAUUAUGAAUGGAUUGAGGGGUAAAUUCACAGCGGGUCGUUACAGGAAAACUCUGCUCGUUUCUCCGAAAUGAGUCGAUGCGAGUUGGAAUCGAAACUUACCGAACCCCUCCCAUCCGAGAAGGGUUCGGGUCUCCUGCGGGCGCAGCUUUUCAUCGUCUGCGUGCGAGAGCUGCGAGAUGGCGUCCGGAGUGCCCUAUCCGCCGGAGCUGGUCCCGAUGCAGGCUUCCAAGUCCUACGAAAUCCCGAUGGACCCCAGUGACACCACGGUGGUCCGCCACCAAACCACCACCACCUACCUGACGGAGAGACCCCAUCCCAAAGACUACAUCGUCUGGUCCCUGUGCAUGCUGUUGUACUACAACCCCUUCUGUCUGGGACUGACGGCCGUGUACUUCUCCAUCAAGUCCAGGGACAGGAAGGUUGUGGGGGACCUGGAAGGAGCCAGAUCCUACGGGAAAACCGCCUGCUGUCUCAACGUUUUCGCCCUGAUCAUCCUGCUCAUCUGCGUCAUUGUGUUCAUCGUGCUCUUUUCCACCAUCGUAGGGAGGAUCACAGAGAUGACCAGAGACAUGUCCUCAGGCCGGCAGAGCAUCUACUAUAGUGGCUAGCGGGGCCGGCCGGCUCUCCGGAGGCACACGCCGGCACAGCGGUGCCUUCUGAUACGGCGCAAAGCCACCUUCUUUAUGAACUCUCCUGUCCCACACAUCCCUGUUUUCUAUCAGUGUGGCCAAAGGACGACUUCCCGGCGCGUCCACAUGUGUGCUGCUCCCGAUGCUCCUGAUGCUCCCGAUGCUCCUGAUGCUCCUGAUGCUCCCGAUGCUCCCGAUGCUCCUGAUGCUCCCGAUGCUCCCGAUGCGCCUGAUCACCCAAAGGAGUUGAAUCAAGUGCAACUGGACUUGGUCUCAUACGGAUAGAGACCAAGUCCAGUUGCACGUGAUUCAACUCCUUUGGGUGACCAUGACCUGGAUGAAUGAGAACAUUCACAGAGAUGCUCCCGAUGCUCCUCAUGCUCCUGCUUUCUUAUUCACGCUUUGUUUGCAGCUCGAGCCCUGUAUUUACUCUACAGCUUUCAAUCUGACGAAGCAAUAAAUUCUAUUUUCCUAACCAUUC
Molecule: messenger RNA, 1123 nt
Organism: Lampris incognitus (smalleye Pacific opah)
Lineage: Eukaryota; Metazoa; Chordata; Actinopteri; Lampriformes; Lampridae
Product: dispanin subfamily A member 2b-like
Exons: 2
Coding region: 190-621 (143 amino acids)
Cellular component (GO): plasma membrane
Source: RefSeq, a predicted model, not a curated record